Messenger RNA from Oryctolagus cuniculus (rabbit), 1321 nucleotides. RefSeq names its product translocase of inner mitochondrial membrane 22 (gene TIMM22). The record is from RefSeq and is a predicted model, not a curated record. Lineage: Eukaryota; Metazoa; Chordata; Mammalia; Lagomorpha; Leporidae. Gene Ontology annotation, biological process: protein insertion into mitochondrial inner membrane. Gene Ontology annotation, molecular function: transmembrane protein transporter activity. Gene Ontology annotation, cellular component: TIM22 mitochondrial import inner membrane insertion complex.
AGCGCUACCAAUGCCGGCCCACACCACGCCGCAGCCCCAGAAGGAUGAGGGCGCUUCCCUGUGACUGAAACGUGCCCGUCUGUGCCAUUGAUUGGGACUGCUUCAAAAGCUUGAUUCAGCUUUCGGGAAACACGAUAGCGCUCUGGCCAGGUACUCCCAGGCCGAUGUCGUCUUCCGCAGCUUUCCCGCUGCGACGAAUCUGCCGUUGAGACGCAGUCGCUCGCUUGGCGGGGAGUUUGUGGAAUCUGCUGUGGGAAGAGCGACGCGGGGGCUUCCCGGGGCAGCUGCUGUCAUGGCGGCGGCCGCCCCCAGCGCCGGGCGCUCAGCGCCCGCCGCCGCGGAGCCCGCCGAAGCCCCGCUGCAGUACAGCCUCCUCCUGCAGUACCUGGUGGGUGACAAGCGGCAGCCGCGGCUCCUGGAGCCCGGGAGCCUGGGCGGGAUCCCGAGCCCGGCCAAGAGCGAGGAGCAGAAGAUGAUCGAGAGGGCGAUGGAGAGCUGCGCCUUCAAGGCAGCGCUGGCCUGCGUGGGAGGAUUUGUCUUGGGAGGCGCAUUUGGGGUGUUUACUGCCGGCAUUGAUACCAACGUGGGCUUCGAUCCCAAGGAUCCGUACCGUACACCGACUGCAAAGGAGGUUCUUAAGGACAUGGGACAAAGGGGGAUGUCCUACGCCAAGAAUUUCGCCAUUGUGGGAGCCAUGUUUUCGUGUACUGAGUGUUUGGUAGAAUCUUACCGAGGAAAAUCAGAUUGGAAGAACAGCGUCAUUAGUGGCUGCAUCACUGGAGGAGCCAUUGGUUUCAGAGCUGGCUUAAAGGCUGGGGCCAUUGGCUGUGGAGGUUUUGCUGCGUUCUCGGCUGCAAUCGAUUAUUACCUGCGGUGAGAGCUGUUGCCCGUGGGAAGGACGCACAGGCCCAGGAUCAGAGCUGCGCUCCGCAGCACGGAUUCCAUGCCGCUCCGGGCCCUUGCUUCCGGGGCUGGAGGCCUUCGUGGUCCUUCACGGUGUUGGUGGCGCAAGGGAGCCACUUGACUGCCAUCUGCCUCCAGCUUCCGGAGCAGCUACGCUCUUGGCCACUCCUGGACUCUGGCCAGGCUGGACUGUCCUCAGAGAAGAGCGGGGGGCAGGGGGACUUGCAGGAAUUGAGCUCCCCAGAGGCUUUGUGCCGGACGCUGCUGGCAGCUCGCUACUGCGCACCCAGGAGGCCCGCCGUCUUGGAGCCCCAGAUGGCAAGCAGCUCGUGCCAGGGCGGGGCACAGCGCACUCUGCCAUCCAGCCAGUCAUGUCCCGCUUCCUUGGUACAAUGUAUGUUUCUAUAACAGUUGAGAA